This is a messenger RNA of Neolamprologus brichardi, 4000 nucleotides long. The record is from RefSeq and is a predicted model, not a curated record. NCBI's taxonomy places the organism in Eukaryota, Metazoa, Chordata, Actinopteri, Cichliformes, Cichlidae.
AUGCCAGACGUGAAGCCUCCCCCGCCAUGUGACUACCCCUCUACCUCCUCCGUCGCGGCCUCUGCCGGCUCCCCUGCUGGCUGCACCUCUCCGCUCGACCUCGUCAUGGACGUGGAGCCCUGCAUCGCCAACCUCCCCUUGUCUCCCGACCCCCUGUCCUCCUACCCCCGGCACAGAACCAGCGUCCCUCACUAUCCAGGCUUUCAUGGUCCACCUUUUCCCCUCAUGGCCCGGUGUAACAGCAGCACCUUGCUUACAAACUUGGGGCUCAGGUACUGUUCUGGUCGACAGGGCGCUCUGGGGAUGGAGCCAGCCCAGCAGGCAGUUAAGACAUCCUACACAACAGACAGUAUUUCAGGUAACAGAAGCAGAUCAGACUCUACAUUAGAGCCUCGAAGACCUCCUUUGGGACGCUUGCAUAUACCUACUUUUGAGGAGUUUAAGAGGAUGCGGCAGAUGGAGAGGAAGCAGAACCUUGAGUCCACAGUGGAUGCUACACCAUCUGAAAAACCUGCAGCUGACCUGCAGCAAGACCCAGGAGCAUCAGAUGGUGCGAUAAUCCUUUCAGACCCUCAUUUGGAAAAGCAGAGAGAAAAUCCCGAGGCCAUCACGUCCUCAGAGAAACGUACAUUCAACGCUGUGAGCGCUAACGGCACUGCAGCUCCCGCUCCCUCCUCCAUCUCUGACACCAGCACGUACUCUCCCAUCCGCACGGGGCCCUCUCCACGUUCACCCCUGCCGCCCCAGGGUGGCUCGGCCCAGGAAAAGGCCAGCAACGUAGGAGGGGAUGAUGGGAGCGCCAAGCGUAGGAGGAGCAGUCUGGAACCUGCUGGGUCAGUUCCCUUUCCGCCCAGCAGGGAGAAGUGGGAACGACCCUCCAGCUGCUGCCCUGCUCUGCUGCUGGACGGGACCGAACUGUCUAGCUAUGGAGCCAAGAUCUAUAAGAUGAAGGAUGGUCUCAUUGGCUCUGCACUGGACCUGAUCAAGAAGAGCUGCAGUGCAGAGAUCUCCGCCGAGACCCCCGUCAGGCUGUCAGGUGACCGGGACGGAGGCUGUGACAUCACCGCCCCCUCGGCCGACUGUCAGCCCUCCGCCGUUGCCAUGGCAACGUCGGCAACGGCCUGCGGAGCCGAGGCUGGCGAAGAGGCACCUGCAGGAGAAGGAGGAAGAGAGGAAGCAGGAGAAUGCCACGCUAGUCUGGGCUGCAGGCGCUCCAGCUCGGACGCAGCCUAUGAGCUGGCUGAGACGGUGAGAGCGCAGCGCGAGUGCCGCCUGCGACCCCACUACAGUGACCCCAUGCCGGCCGACGCCUCCAAGCGCAAGCAGCUGGAGAUGAAGAUCGCCGCCGCCGCUCGACUCCACGGCCACCGUCGAGAUCGCGAUAGAGACAGAGACAGUGCACCCGCAGCAAUUCGUGGUCGCUCAGAGCCUCCCGGUGAGGAGCGCCAGGCAGUCUUGGGCGUGACUCGAACCGGACAACACCGCUGGAGCACCAUCAGCAGCCUGAGUGCAGACAGCGGAGUGGUGGGCCUCAGCGAUGAGCGCGACGAAGAGGACAACGAGCCUCGCCGUUACCGCAGAAGCCGGGGAGCCGACGUGGAACGAGUGGACAGCGGCAUCGGGCCGGGUCUGUCCCGCACCUGGAAGAGACCGUCGGCCUCUCUGAGAGCCUGGGAGGCCCAGAGACCGUGUCCGGACUGUGGACUGAGGGACGGGGCCUCGAAAGAACGGGGAGAGCGCAUGUGCGAACGUUGCUCCAAGCUGCGCAUUGAACGCAAGGAAGCCAUCCUGGAGUUUCUGAACACGGAGUCGAGCUACGGCGAGGACCUGCGCAUCAUCAAAGAGGAGUUUUACUGCCCCAUGCAGAGUGCCGGGCUGCUGACCGCUGAGCAGCUCGCCGUGGUGUUCAGCAACGUUCAGGAGUUAAUAGAUGUCAACGAACGCUUCACCGAACACCUGCAGGACAGCAUCGAUCAGGCCUUUGACCAGGGAGAUGAAGAUCUGCUGACAGUGUACAUAGGAGAGAUCUUUCUGGAGUUUGUCAACAUGCUGCCCGCCUUUCAGACCUACUGUCUGCAGCAGUCCACCUCAGUCAACAUGCUGAAUACACUGGAGAAAGAAAAAGAGCUGCUAAGAAUCUUCCUGGAUGUUUCUCAGAAUGACAACACAGCCCUGCGUCGUAUGAACCUGCGCUCCUUCCUCAUGGCGCCCCUCCAGCGCGUGACCAAGUACCCGCUUUUGUUGAGCCGCAUCAUUAAGGUCACUCCCGAGUGCCACCCCGACUACGCGCGUCUCCGCGAAGCCAAGAGUCGGGUCGAGUCCCACCUGGAGCACAUCAACAUGAAGACCAAGCAGGAGGGCAACGGGGUCACCUGGUCGCUGCGCUCGUUCCGCCGCGACAGCCGCAAGAACCGGGAGGUCAUCAACAUCGAGAUGCGAGAGGUGUCGAUGAAGACGGUGGGGUGGGCGAGGGAAAACACGCGAUUUGUCAUGGAGGGGCCGCUCCAGCUGUCCCAGCCGGCGGACGGUCAGUGGGUGAAGAAGGGCAGCAAGGCUCUCAAGUUCCAGAACGUCCAGAGCCUGCUGAUGGUGAGGACGCAGCGGGCGGUUGAGGGACUGUGCGCCGACCUGGUGGCUCGGGGGGAUCAGAUGGAAAGCGGCGGAGAGAGCAUUCGGGACGGAGUGCUGGUUCUGAUCAAGGACAAGAGCAGCGGGAAGUUCACAGUGCUGAGAGAGCCCAUCCGACUGGGGAACUGCGUGGUGUCGACCGAUCCGGACUGCGAGGACACGUUCGAGGUGCUUGACAUCCGGCGGGAGUCGUUCGUUUUCCGCGCCUCGGACAAAUCUCGCACCCAGCAGUGGUUCCACCAGAUUAAGAGGUACGCUCGGGACUUGGGCACCUGGAGGAAAAGACGUAACGCUUUGCCCAACAUCAUGAUCAACACGAACCAAACGCGGUCCUGAGACUAACCACCACUCACCUUUGUUACACUGUAAAUAACCUCCUACUGCAAAAAUCAGCCGACGACAGGAAGCCGAGUGACUCCGCUGUCAUAACUCGUUAGAAUUCAAUAACAACAAAUAAAAAGGGAAGAGAAAACAAAUCUCAGACUCUCAUGAGGGCAAGAAAACGACGAAGCACUUUGUUUUUGUUACGAAGCUGUAAGUGCGCCAUACUGUCAUAAAAUAUUAUGUAUGUAGAUUUAAUUUGAAACUGUUACAUUGCAAGAGCGAAGUCAGAUUCUUGGACGACCAAAUGAAAAACAAAGAAAGAAACUUGGGUCGAUGUCGUCGGCCUUGAUUGUAAAGACCGUUUGCUCUCGGAGAAGCAGAGCCGUGUUUUUCAGUAACGUGUGUCUGUCGAACAGCAUGACCGAACAUGACCGACUGCAACGGGAAAAAUUGUAACAUCUUUGUUUAUUUUUAGUUCCUUUUCUUUUUUUAAUACAACACAGUGUGAUGUAAGAACAUUUCUCAAGGCAGAAAUGUCGUCCACAUCUUUUUGUUCGGUGGUUUUCGUUUGUCGUCACUGCCCUAUUGUGUCCGUGUGCCGCCCUCUACUGUACAUUGGCGGUAGGGCAAUCUUCCACUGCCAGAUAAGCAGUGGAGCAGAGCCUUUCAAAACGGGCUGUACAGACCUCCCGCGUCACCGUAACAGCAAUAAUCUCUGCCAGUUUCAAAGUAAGUAGCUACUGUAUAUGCAUUUUGUUUUCCUGAGGUUUUCCUUUUGCCGUUCAGGUGUUAAUCCUGCUUUACUGUGUCGUUUGGGUUUUAUGUGGCACAUUUAACUGGAGUCUGAUUGGUCGGUGGGCACGACUAAAGCUUUCCCUAACGCUAAGGACGCCUCUGUUACGGUCAUUAGAUUUAAGUGCCAUGAAAGCAGUUUGUGAAGAGUCUCGUCAGUCCUCUUUCUUGAAACAUCCUGUCAAACCGGGUGACGUCAAACACUACCUGUGUGUUAAGUGCAGAGUUUUUCCAACCUCGGCUGCAGGACCUCAUG